GGAGAAACCUCUCGAUCGGUGGUGUAGAUCUGUAGACUAGCGCACAUGGAGUUCACCACAAUCACGGCCUCCACGGCUGCUGAUGGCCGUCCGUGGACGCCGCCGCUGGCAGCUGAUCAUGAGGCUGAUGAGGCCGCGGCGGCGGCGGUGGUGAAGGAGUACAUGUUCGAGAAGAUGGUGACGCCGAGCGACACAGGCACGCUGAACCGGCUGGUGAUCCCGAAGUACCACGCUGAGAAGUGCUUCCCGCUGGACGCCUCCUCCAAUGGCAAUGGCCUCCUGCUGAACUUCGAGGACAGCGCAGGGAAGCCAUGGCGCUUCCGCUACUCCUACUGGAACAACAGCCAGUGCUACGUGAUGACCAAGGGGUGGGCCGGCUUCGUCAGGGAGACGCUCCUCGGGGCCGGCGACACCGUCUUCUUCAGCCGGGGCGUCGGGGAGGCCGCCAGGGGCAGGCUCUUCGUUGACUGGCGCCGCCGCCGCGGCCCCGAUGUGGUGCUGUCGUCCCCGCGCCAGCGAGGCUUCACCCUCCUCUCAGUGGGGAACGAUGGGUUCGCAAUCGCAUGUCCCGACCCACACCUAGAAGGUGAUGGUGUAAAGGAGGUAGAUAAGGCAUAUAUUACGAAGAUAGGGCCAUGGGGUGGAAACAGAGGCAUCUUUAAUGACAUCAACAAGUCACCUCUGCGUCUGAAUAGCGUCACAAUUCGUAGUGGAGAAGUCAUAUAUUCACUUGCCUUUUCGUACAGCGAUAACUAUGGAAAGCAGCACCAUGCAGGUCCAUGGGGGGGUUGCAAAGACUUCUCUUAUGGCAGCUUUGAUACGAUUCAACUAGGACCCUCCGAGUUCCUUACCAAAGUUUCUGGAACGAUUGCUUUCUCUUCCCAAUAUUCUUCCAACGUUAUAACAUCUGUUAUAUUUACCACCACUGCUCGUCAGUAUGGACCUUUUGGAGGAGGAGUAGGAAUUCCUUUUCAAAGUCCAGUGACGAGCAAUGGCAGCAUCGUUGGCUUCUUCGCCCAUGCUGAGUGGGUGGUUGAGUCAAUUGGUCUUUAUGUGAACUCUGAGAGUAAACUCUGGGAACCGACGAAAGGACAGGACUUGGUUACAAAAAUUGGGCCAUGGGGUGGUGAUUCAGGGACGCCUAAUGACCUGGAUGUGUUACCUCGUCGUCUGAUGAGUGUGGUAGUUCAUAAUAGUACUGUGAUCAAUUCACUUACGUUUGCAUACAUUGACUGGGAUGGGCAACAACAGACCGCUGGUCCGUGGGGUUGGACGCCUGAGCCAUUCGACGGGAAAAUUGACACGAUUAUUCUUGGGCGGUCAGAGUUUUUGAUUGAAGUUUCUGGAACACUUGGUCGUAACUCCGGAUAUUCAGAUGGCGUAACAUCACUUUACUUUGUCACCAAUACCGGUGGCUAUGGACCAUAUGGAAAAGGAGGGGGGACUCGUUUCAGAAGUUCGGUGCAGAAGAAUGGUAGUAUAGUUGGCUUCUUUGUCAAUGCUAGAUCCGUGAUUGACGCAAUUGGCGUCUAUUUUAGCCCAGAGAUGGAGACAUGCAGACAGAAGGAGGAAGGAGGCUCUGGGAUUUCACUUAGUAUGGCUUACAGAGAAAGGGUGGAGAUGGAAUCAGCAUCAAAUGUCCUGGAGCAUAUAGUACUUGACCGAAGCGCGAAGCCGACUAAUCUGCCCUUAGCACUUUUAAAACACAUCACUGAGGAUUUCAAUAAUAAGAGACAAAUUGGCUGUGGUGGAUUCGGAAUCAUUUACAAGGGCAAUCUUCAAAACAGUAGUGUUGCUGUUAAAAGGAUUUUAAACUGCCAUACAAUCAACGAUGAAUCAUUUAAUCGUGAGACUACUUCUCUAAUCAGUGUAAAACACAAAAAUAUAGUACGGUUUCUGGGCUACUGUUCUAAUACGGAGAAUAAAGCGAUGAAACAUUCAGAACCAGGAGAACCUUCGAAGUAUAUUUUUGCCGAGAUGAGGGAAAGAUUACUUUGUUUCGAGUAUAUCAGUAAUGGAAGCCUUGACAGAUAUCUUACUGACGAGCUAAGGGGACUUGAAUGGCAUACGCGCUAUCAGAUAAUUCGAGGAAUCUGUGAUGGUUUGGUUUAUCUUCACACAGAAAAGGGUAUUGUUCAUAGGGACAUGAAACCUGAGAAUAUACUGCUUGAUGAUCUUAUGACACCAAAAAUUACAGAUUUUGGUAUAUCGAAACUCCUUGAUGGAGCAACACACGCCGUCACUAGUGACCCCACAGGAUCACGUGGAUAUUGUGCUCCAGAAUUCAUAGCUCGCGGUGAGGUGUCAACCAGCUCAGAUAUAUAUAGUCUGGGGGUUAUAAUCAAAGAGCUCGUGACUGGAUGUAAGGAUGAACCUGAUAUUCAAAACGUACUUAGAAAGUGGAGGUACAGAUGGAAUAAAUCAGCGAACUAUCCACCAUUUGGAUACCAACAGGUAAGUAAAUGCAUUGAAAUGGCGUUAAGGUGCUUGUCAGACUUCCCUAAGAAGAGACCUAAAAUAUCAGAUAUAGUCGGUAUGCUUAAUACAGUGGAAAGUACGAAUGAGCACAUUACCAAUGUUGGCAACUCUCUAGCUGGCCCGAUAAGCGCUUACCCGUGGGAGCUACUUGAGUUUGACUCACUCGAGCUGAAUUUCCCGUUCGAGAUAAGCAAACGGAUACCAUGCUCACUUCAGCUAACUAAUGUAACUGAUGAUUGUGUUGCCUUUCAUAUCGAAAUGACAGGCAUACUACGGUAUUGCAUUGAGCCGGAGAAAUGUGUUGUGCUACCACGAUCAAAGUGCAAUGUGAUGGUAACACUGCAAGCAUAUGAGAGGGUACUGCAUGCUAUGGUCUGCAAGGACGAGUUGUUCAUUCUGCGGUCCGCCAUCGUUAGUGACGGCCUCACGGCUGAUAUCAUUGAAGACAUAUUAAACAAGAAAUCAGGUACAGAAGUUGAUAAAGUGACGGUGAAAGUUGUUAUUAUUUUGCCCAUCGCCAUCAAUUAAGGAACCCAAAGUGUUUAUAGUGUGUAGUUAGGAGGACUUUUUUUUUGAAAAAGGAGGAACAUAAUCUCCGGCCUCUGCAUCAAUUGAUGCAUGUAAACAUAUUAUUAAUCAAAGUACAAGAACAAAGUCUUAGAUCCACAAGCAAUUCUGGUGACUGUUGGGCUAAGUCCCUUCACAUGGAGGUGUGUUGGCAGCCCAACAUCAGCCCAUAAGUCCAACACAUGUGAGGUGUUGAUCCUCGCUGCAUCCAAGUGUUGAGAGUGCUUUCAAGGAAAGGGAAGCAAGAAGAAAACCCUAGCCACUCCACCCCUGUCUGUGGUGGCUA
Hordeum vulgare subsp. vulgare (domesticated barley) is the source of this 3331-nucleotide messenger RNA. RefSeq lists its product as uncharacterized. NCBI's taxonomy places the organism in Eukaryota, Viridiplantae, Streptophyta, Magnoliopsida, Poales, Poaceae. Bases 46 to 3006 code for a protein of 986 amino acids. Gene Ontology annotation, molecular function: DNA binding; protein kinase activity; carbohydrate binding. Gene Ontology annotation, biological process: protein phosphorylation. The transcript has 12 exons. The record is from RefSeq and is a predicted model, not a curated record.